Messenger RNA from Xenopus tropicalis (tropical clawed frog), 6444 nucleotides. It is a transcript of the gene adcy9, whose product is annotated as adenylate cyclase 9. NCBI's taxonomy places the organism in Eukaryota, Metazoa, Chordata, Amphibia, Anura, Pipidae. The record is from RefSeq and is a predicted model, not a curated record. Gene Ontology annotation, cellular component: plasma membrane. Gene Ontology annotation, molecular function: magnesium ion binding; phosphorus-oxygen lyase activity; adenylate cyclase activity. Gene Ontology annotation, biological process: intracellular signal transduction; cyclic nucleotide biosynthetic process.
GUACCGGGAGCUUUACUUUAUAGCUGCCUCUGCUUUUAUUUCUUAGAAUCACGUAAGUGUAACGGUCUAUUUAGCUGUGCAGCCCCUUCUCCCAUCCCUUCUGUCUCUGCCUGCCCCCUCCCGUCUCCUCUCCUCCUACUCCUCCCUCCCUUUUCGGCAUAGGAAAAGCAGUCAGGAAAGGCAGAGAGAGAGAGAGAGCGGCCUGUCUGUGUGCUUCCCAGAGGCCCCUCAUGGCUGGAGAGGCAGAGCCUCACAUUCUUCGCUGUGCCCCCCUCACCAUUCCCCCUGUACCCCAAUGAGGAAAAGGCAGCGAGAAGGGGGACAAGGAAGGGACAGCCAACAACUGAGAGCCCCCAGCACACCAACAAGACCACCCUACUGGAAAAGCCAAUACUUUUAAAGGAUUUCAAAGAACCCCACCUACACAAUCCAGAAGCUGACUGCCACCAUGGAUCCUGACUGCCACCAUGGAUCCUGACUGAAUGAUUCUGGAGUGGAUUUUGGAUGCUUUCCCCAAAGGCAGAUGGAGCCCCCUGGCAUAUAUAUGUCUGUAUCAGGGUUUCCUUUAUGGCUUGCAUUGGUGACUGAGCAGAUCCUAAAUAUUUACACGGGCGAGGGGGGGCGCAAUGAUCGCCGGUGGGCUUAACAAGCACUCCUUAUGCCUCUCAUCUGUUUAGCGUAGAUACAUACAUACACAGAGAUGUAUGCGCUGUGCUGCCUUAUCCUGGGAAGGUCUGCCUCAGUCUGAAUUGGAGAUUGUACCGUGUUGCUGCAUGAAGCUGCCAGGGCACGGCGAAUGCACGGACUACUCUGCAUGGAGAUACAAGUGACUGGAGUUGGGCAAGCUAGAAGCUGUCAAAACCCUUCCGUUUGUCUGCAGUUGAAGGUUACAGCAGGAGGGGGUGGUAGAGGUGGUGGAGUGGAGUUGUUAGAGGGGGGAAAAGUCCCAGAACUCUAUAUCAACAACAUGGCUUCCCCUGUGAACCAGCAGCUGCUGCAUCAUACUGAGGUUAGGUGUGAUGGGAGCGGGGACUGCAGCAGCGUGACAGUGAGAAUUAAUAGGCAGCACCACCAAGGGCCAUCCAGGCGUUGCAAAUACAGUAUUUCAUCCAGCUGCAGUUCAGGGGAGUCUGGAGUUAAAAAGGCCGGAGGUUCUGGGGGUGCCCGAAGGCAAAAAAAGCUUCCUCAGCUGUUUGAGAGGUCCACAUCGAGGUGGUGGAAUCCUAAAUUUGAUUCCAAUAAUCUAGAGGAGGCCUGUGUGGAAAGGUGCUUCCCUCAGACCCAGCGCAGAUUCCGUUAUGCUCUCAUGUACCUCUCUGUGGCUGGGCUGCUAUGGAGCAUCUACUUUAGUGUCCACAUGAAGUCCAAGCUUGUUAGUCACUUGGCACCUACCCUGUGCUUCCUUAUAGUGUGCCUAGGCUUUUUUUCCUUCACUUUUACAAAGUCCUAUGCCCGCCAUUGCACAGCAAUCUCCUUGCUUGUUACUCUGCUGGUAUUUGCACUGACUUUGGCUUCUCAGUUCCAGGUGCUAAGCCCUGGAUUAGUUAGUGACAGUCUCUUAAACCUAACAUCCUCUACAGCAACAGAUUUCUCUUCUUGCCUCUCUCAGGUGGGCAGUUUCUCCAUAUGUGUGGAGGUCCUGCUUCUCCUCUACACAGUCAUGCACUUGCCUCUAUACCUCAGUGCCUGCCUUGGCGUUGCUUACUCGAUCCUCUUUGAAACAUUUGGAUAUCAUUUUAGAGAUGAACGGUGUUUUGGCCCAUUAGUGGGCAGAAUGGCCCACUGGGAGCUUCUCAGCAAGGCACUGUUGCAUAUUUGCAUUCAUGCUAUAGGUGUGCAUCUUUUCAUAAUGUCUGAGGUCCGAUCUCGUAGCACCUUUUUAAAAGUCGGCCAGUCCAUUAUGCAUGGCAAGGACUUGGAAGUGGAGAAAGCACUUAAAGAGAGAAUGAUUCAUUCGGUUAUGCCGAGAAUCAUUGCAGAUGACUUGAUGAAACAGGGAGAUGAUGAAAGUGAGAACUCUGUGAAGCGCCACUCAGCCUCUAGCCCUAAAAGCCGCAAAAAGAAGUCCUCUAUUCAGAAAACACCAAUAAUCUUUAGACCUUUCAAGAUGCAGAGGAUUGAACAGGUGAGCAUUCUUUUUGCAGACAUUGUUGGAUUUACCAAGAUGAGUGCUAACAAGUCAGCUCAUGCCUUAGUAGGGCUCCUCAAUGACCUUUUUGGUCGUUUUGACCGCCUGUGUGAGGAGACAAAAUGUGAAAAAAUUAGCACUCUAGGCGAUUGCUAUUAUUGUGUGGCAGGGUGCCCUGAGCCACGGCCAGACCAUGCUUAUUGCUGCAUUGAGAUGGGGCUUGGCAUGAUUGAGGCAAUUGAGCAGUUUUGCCAGGAAAAGAAGGAGAUGGUUAACAUGCGUGUUGGUGUACACACUGGUACGGUUCUGUGUGGUAUCCUUGGAAUGAGAAGGUUCAAGUUCGACGUGUGGUCAAAUGAUGUCAACCUGGCUAACCUGAUGGAACAGCUUGGAGUUGCUGGCAAAGUGCAUAUUUCUGAGAAAACCGCUAGAUACUUGGAUGAUCGCUACUUAAUGGAGGACAGUAUGGUGGUUGAACGUUUGGGACAGAUUGUGGCAGCUGAUCAGCUAAAAGGAUUAAAGACAUUCCUGAUCUCAGGGCGCCGGCCCCGCGUGCCCAGCUGCAGCUGCUCCCAGACCCUGCUUCCGAUACAAGAGGGGGCCGACCUCAGCAGCCCUGCCUUAGCCCCCCACGGGCAAACGGCACCCAGCGAGACCAGCGCGGCCAGUGACCCUCUCCCUAACUGCACUCAGCCGGAGAUACUCAAGAGCUGUCCUUCCUGUGGAGAAACCGCCGCCCGUGAUGGCCCUGAAGAAGGCGUUUCUACUGCCAAUGGGGGUGGCAGCGAGGAGUGGAAAGGAGGAGCCACACGGCCUCCUUCCAUUGCAUCACUUAAAGACCCAGAACGGUCUCCUGAGCCCUCCUCCGAGGACACUCUUACCAACAGUCAGGCUUCACUCUAUGACAUGCUACAAGAGAAGGGCCGCUGGUGUGGGGUCAGUAUGGACCAGUCGGCGCUGCUUCCUCUCCGCUUUAAGAACAUCCGAGAGAAGACUGACGCGCACUUUGUGGAGGUUAUCAAGGAAGACAGCCUGAUGAAAGAUUACUUCUUCAAGCCACCUAUCAAUCCACUCAGCCUGAAUUUUCUGGACAAGGAGCUGGAGACCUCAUACCGAGGCAGCUAUCAGGAGGAGGUUUUGCGGAUGGCUCCAGUGAAGACCUUUGCCAGCGCUAAAUUCAGCUCCUUGCUGGACGUCCUCCUUUGCUUCUUCAUCUUUAUACUCCUCUCUGUGGCCUGUUUCCUGAAACCAGGCACAGACCCUGUGUCUCCUCCGACUCUGGCACUGGUUCUGCUGUCUGUCUGUGGCCUCCUGGGCUUCCUCUCACUGCUGGUCUCUGUCAGGAUGACAUUUUACCUGGAAGACAUGCUGCUGUGUACCAGGCGUCUCCUGGAGAUCAUCUCCGGAUGGCUCCCUCGCCAUUUCAUCGGCACUGUCCUCGUGUGUCUCCCAGCAGCUGUCGUCUUCUCGUACCUCUCUUCUGACUUUUACACCAACAUACACUACACUAUGUUCCUGUGUUCAGCCCUCCUCAUCCCAAUGGUUCAGUACUGUAACUUCUGCCAACUGAGCUCCUGGCUGCGCUCCUCCCUUGCCACCAUAGCAGGCGCCACAAUGCUCACCCUGCUCUACCUGCCCUUGUGCCCAGAAAAGCUUCGGCUGGCCCCCGAGACAGACAUUGAAGGAAAUAUGAGCACAUCCAAUUCAUCCUUUGAGGCUGAGGAUAACGCCAGAACUGAGUUCCCAUUCACUCUCCUUGGACAAGAAAUAGCUGUGGCCUACUUUCUCCUCCUUCUCCUGGUCUGGUUCCUGAACCGUGAGUUUGAGGUCAGCUAUCGGCUGCAUUAUCAUGGAGAUGUUGAGGCCGAUCUCCACCGCACCAAAAUCCAGAGCAUGAGAGACCAAGCGGACUGGCUACUGCGGAACAUAAUCCCUUACCAUGUGGCCGAGCAACUGAAGGUCUCACAGAGCUACUCUAAGAACCAUGAUGAUGCGGGGGUCAUCUUCGCCAGCAUAGUCAACUUCAGCGAGUUCUAUGAGGAAAACUACGAGGGAGGAAAGGAGUGCUACCGUGUCCUUAAUGAACUCAUUGGGGACUUUGAUGAGCUCCUUAGCAAACCCCAUUACUCCUGUAUUGAGAAAAUAAAAACCAUUGGAGCUACAUACAUGGCUGCUUCGGGACUCAACCCAUCCCAAUGUCAAGACAGCAGCCAACCGCACCGCCACCUUCAGACCCUCUUUGAGUUUGCCAAGGAAAUGAUGAGCGUGGUGGAUGACUUUAACAACAACAUGCUAUGGUUUAACUUCAAGUUACGCAUUGGCUUUAACCACGGGCCUCUGACAGCUGGUGUGAUAGGGACCACCAAGUUGCUCUAUGAUAUCUGGGGGGACACAGUGAACAUUGCCAGCAGAAUGGACACGACGGGUGUGGAGUGCCGCAUCCAGGCUAGCGAGGAAAGCUACAGAGUGCUGGUCAAAAUGGGUUACGAUUUUGAUUAUAGGGGGACGGUCAAUGUCAAGGGAAAAGGACAGAUGAAAACCUACCUUUUUCCCAAGUGUACAGACAAUGGUGGCCUGGUCCCGCAUCACCAGCUGUCCAUAUCUCCUGACAUCCGUGUUCAGGUCGAUGGAAGCAUCGGCCGCUCUCCUACUGACGAAAUAAGUAGCUUGGUGACAGCAGGAAAAGGGGCAGUAGACUCGGGAAGCGGGGAAGCAGGACGCAAAAGAGAGAAGGCAGAGGAGAGGGGCCGCGAUGGCGGAGCACGGUGAGGCAGGCACGGUGUACAUGGACCAUGGAUAGUGUGAGUCCACCUACUCUCAUGCUAGAGACUCGCAGUCCAGGGAGGGGAAAUGCCAUUUACCGAGACAGCUUGCAGACCUCCUACCUCUCUUUAGAGUUUCAUAACCCACAAAAUACAGUUGACCCAUGAUUGUCACCUACAUCAAUGGCUUCCUUCAUCCUUCCCGGCUGUAUUCUGGCGGGUCUCCAGCCUUUCUAUGUUCUUGGUGGAUUUGACAUCUCUUGUCUUAAGUGGAUUUUACGUCUCCGUUGUUGGGCAAGGGUCAUGUUUUCGGUUAGACCCACUUGGGCUGAGGCUUUCUAUACUGCAGAAGUGGCUCAUUCUGUAGGUUAGCGCUUCAGCUGCCUUACUUCAAUGGUAGGGGCUUAACCGGUGGAGGCCUACAACUAGGGUCCUGCUACUACUGCUUUUACGUGCAUCAAGGGAGAGGCAUGAUGUGCCCAGCUUCUCUGUAAUGUUCACACCCGAGAGGGAUGUACCACCAUGGCUAAUUUCAUAUAUAUAUAUAUAUAUAUAGGCUGAAAGCUUCCUCCACCAUUCCCCGUCCACCAUACUGAGGAUUGAACCAAGUGCCUUCUGCUCUCUACAGUUUCUCCUCCCAGAAGAGAGAUCAGUGACACCUUGCCACAAUUCUCACUACCACUUGCCAAAAGCAUGAGGCUCUCUAGGCUGCUCCCCCUCCCCCCACCACAGAGGAACAUGUAGGGGGUUAUUAUUUUGUUUGGGGGUGGGGUUUGUAUUAAAAGGGGGCAGGGUACGGAGGUCCUUUUCAUUAUUACAGUAAGACAAAGCGAUUGUAACGUGUUUUCAUUAACACUUUAGCCGUCGACUCGGUAUCGUUAGAUGUGUCGCCUCCUGCAGGGACGUUAGAGCAACACGCAGAGAGUCAAGUGAUUGCCAGUUCAUCUUUUGUUUGUCCAAAUAUUACCAUUAAAAAAAAAAAAAAAAAUUGUAUUUAAUAUUAUGUUUUGUUGUUGCCAUAGCAGAACAAUGUAUUACUGUAUCUCUGGCUGAAAAGGUUCUUUAAUCAUGCAAAAUCACCUGUAAUUGGUGGCGUUGGUGGGGGGAGGAGGGGCGGGACCUGGAAUUUUUCUUUUUCUUUUUUUUUAAAGGUAUAAAGAAUUCUAAAAUAAAAUGGGAAUAAGAAAAGUGUAUUAUUUGAGCCUGCAUGUAUACAUGCAUAUGUGUGUGAGCCUGGGGCGUGCCAUGGCAUCCCACAACUGCAAUAAAACACAUUUCUUCUACACGCACACACACAUAUACAUAUAGACAUGUGUGUGCACCUCCCCCCGGUGCAGCUAUUCAUUCUCCUACAAGCCUGUUACCCCAUUGGACAUAGCCAGGCAUUGGUCAUGUAGGGUCUAUGGGCUGAGAAUGCUACUGGUCCACAUUGGCCAAAGGCUCAUUGUUUGGAAGGAUUCCCCCUGACCAACCCACUGACUCCUCCCACUGCGCGAUAUAUUCUGUUCAGCAGAGAAAAUUGCAAUGCCAAAAUAAACACAUUGAGUACUCGGA